Messenger RNA from Nothobranchius furzeri (turquoise killifish), 6061 nucleotides. It is a transcript of the gene mapk8b, whose product is annotated as mitogen-activated protein kinase 8b. Gene Ontology annotation, biological process: JNK cascade; protein phosphorylation. Gene Ontology annotation, molecular function: ATP binding; JUN kinase activity. Gene Ontology annotation, cellular component: nucleus; cytoplasm. The record is from RefSeq and is a predicted model, not a curated record. NCBI's taxonomy places the organism in Eukaryota, Metazoa, Chordata, Actinopteri, Cyprinodontiformes, Nothobranchiidae.
CGUGCCCCGGCUCUUAUUGUGCAGCCGAGGAAACGUCCGAAGGUUUCGACGGCGUCGGUAUGAAAUGGCAGAAACAGUCUGUGUCGCGGAAGCACUGAGAUUAGCUUACAUUGAAGCUACACAUGCAUCGUGUGGUGAUCCCGGUCAGCUAAAUUGAGGCUAGCGGGAGGUUGUCCGGAGGAAAAGUGGAUUAAAGGCCAGUAUUUCCUGGCCCAAAACAAGCCCCCGUUCUGCUUUGGUCCCCGGCUGGCAGCGACUCGAGCGGCGACUGCAGGUCGACACUGCUGGACUCAACCGGAGAGGGAUCUUGAGAAGGAAAGCCUUUUUGGAUGCCUGGUCUUGGCGUUUCUCCAAGGCUUCACCAUGAACCGGAACAAGCGUGAAAAGGAGUACUACAGUAUAGAUGUAGGGGACUCAACUUUUACAGUUUUAAAGCGCUACCAGAACCUCAGACCCAUUGGGUCCGGAGCACAGGGAAUUGUCUGUUCGGCGUAUGACCAUAACCUGGAGAGGAAUGUCGCCAUCAAGAAGCUGAGUCGGCCAUUUCAGAAUCAAACUCACGCCAAACGGGCCUACAGAGAACUAGUGCUCAUGAAAUGUGUCAACCACAAGAACAUCAUUGGCUUAUUAAAUGUAUUCACACCACAGAAAACACUGGAGGAGUUCCAAGAUGUGUAUCUCGUCAUGGAACUGAUGGAUGCCAACCUCUGUCAGGUGAUUCAGAUGGAACUGGACCACGAAAGGCUGUCCUACCUGCUCUACCAGAUGCUGUGUGGAAUCAAACACCUUCAUGCUGCAGGCAUCAUACACAGGGACCUGAAGCCCAGCAACAUUGUAGUUAAGUCUGACUGCACACUGAAGAUCCUGGACUUUGGCCUCGCCAGGACUGCCGCCACCGGCCUCCUCAUGACGCCCUACGUGGUUACCCGCUACUACCGCGCGCCUGAAGUCAUCCUAGGCAUGGGUUACCAGGCCAACGUUGAUGUCUGGUCUGUUGGAUGCAUCAUGGCUGAAAUGGUCCGAGGUAGUGUGUUGUUUCCAGGCACUGAUCAUAUCGACCAGUGGAAUAAGGUUAUCGAGCAGCUGGGGACGCCGUCCCAGGAUUUCCUCAUGAAGCUCAACCAGUCUGUGAGAACCUACGUGGAGAACCGGCCGCGUUACGCCGGCUACAGUUUUGAGAAGCUCUUCCCAGACGUGCUGUUUCCUGCUGACUCUGACCACAACAAGCUAAAAGCAAGCCAAGCCCGAGACCUUCUAUCCAAGAUGCUGGUAAUAGAUGCUUCAAAGCGGAUCUCGGUGGACGAGGCUCUGCAGCACCCCUACAUCAACGUGUGGUACGACCCGACUGAAGUGGAGGCACCUCCACCUAUGAUCACAGACAAGCAGCUGGAUGAGAGAGAGCACACCGUGGAGGAAUGGAAAGAGUUGAUCUAUAAAGAAGUGUUGGACUGGGAGGAGAGGACGAAGAACGGAGUGAUCAGGGGCCAGCCUGCGUCCAUAGCACAGGUGCAGCAGUGAGCAGCAGCCCCCAGCAGCACCACCAGCACCAUCCCUCCUCUUCCACCUCCAUGUCCACCGACCCGAUGCUGACUGACACGGACAGCAGCCUGGAGACGGCCAACACCACCGCAGUUGCUGCUCCGCCCACCUCUGACCCCGUGGGUUGCUGCAGAUGACUAUCAGGCCAUCAUCCCGGUUUUGGUUGUAGUUGCACUUCAUGGCUACCCCCAGGACCUGACGGCGGCGCCACUCAUCGUAUUCUCUCCAUCUUUUAGCCUGAUUACCAAACUUUUCUCUCAGUUUUUUAAACAUGUAUAGAAUUUUAUUACCUUGUUUCAAACUAUAAUUUCUUCCUGUCCAGCUAUAAUUUAUUUCUGCGUUUCUUACUUUUUUCCCACAAACAUGGAACAAUUGGUUUUUUCUUGUUUUAGUGAGAAAAUACGGAUCUACCUAUAAGACAUUUUAAUGUGACCUGUUUUUUAGUUUGUUUUUCCUUGUAAGCGGCGACUUCUUCGACUUGCCAUAUAAACGUAGAUUGAGUUUGUACAGAUUUAAUGAAGUUAAAUGUAGAUUUGCAGUGAGCCAUUGAAACCUGAUUCGAUGUUCAAAUGGAUGGUCUUAGCAGUGCCAGUGGAUGUUUUUACCUGACGUAAUAAGGAUAAUGUUUUCAGGCAUCAGACAUGUCUGUUUAUUUAUACCGAGAUUAUUUAGAUUUAUUUGUAAAAAAACAAAAUACAACAUUUUUGCGAGAACUACGUUGUAAAGUUUUACUUUUUACGAAGGCUUUGGAAUCUGUCGCUGAAGUUGGAGUUUACGCGACGACACACGUAGGUUCUGCGGGAUCUUACCUAACGACCGUCUCUGUUGUUCUAAGUGCUUUAGAGGACCUCCGUAACCGUUUGGGACUGUGGAAUGUUCUUCGUUGUGCUUUGGGACGGUUGUUUUGCUUUUUUAUUCAAGACGUAUGGAGAGGUUUUCUGAUCAGUUAUGAUGAAAUGUACUUUGGUCAAGUAGGGAACAUUGGGGAAGCUUGAGAAUGUGAUUGAUGUGUGAUGUCGUGAAGUGGGAAGAGAUUCUGGAAGUGAGACGAAGAAAAUCCGUAAGUAAUUCAACUCUUUUAUUCUGACUUGCUUGGCGUUUUAAAUCCAACCUAAGUAAUUAGCAAAUCCAGCCCGAGUUCUUACUGGAUGCAAUAACGUUACCUGGUGGAGUGUCUGCUUUUACUUUGAAAGGAUAAGUGCCUGUUUGUCCUUCAUUCCUGAUAGCCUGUGAGGAUUUGUGAGUUUUUGUAGUUUCCAUGACAGAACAAUAGCGUGUGACGGGUUUGUGGUUCUCACAAAUUAUAUUUUUCUACUUAUUUUGGAUUUUAUGUUUUGGACUCAGGAGCAGGAGGGUGCUGUCUUAAGGGCGUGAGACGAUGAGAUCGAGGUGCUUAAUAAUGAAAGGAUUUGAGAAGAAAAGGCAGGUUUAUCAAGGUCUUUCAUCAAAGUUAGAAGUUUUUUUUUUUUUUUUUGCAGUGACGAUGACCAGAAAACGUUUUAUUACCUUUCAUGAAUGCUUACUAAAUCGGAUAAUUGUAAGAGAGAAUUUUUUUGUUUCUUCUACUUUAUUGAGUGUUUUUAUCGUUGCUUAUUGAUAGCUGUUGGGAACGUAGACGGAUGGUUUUGUUACAGAAACAGAGCCAGUCUACCACAGUGUUGCUGUAGUUCUGUAAAGUUUGUGGUACCAGCUGUGAGAAACCAUUGCUCAACUUUGUUUCUUUAACACGGCUGCUAGGAAACAGUGGCAUAAAAUUCAGUUUAUAAUGUUAUAAAGUAGUGUGUAGGAGCUGCAAAGUUUUAUUUAUCUCCCAGCUGCUGCCGUUUGGAAAAUUAUGUAAGGCUGAAUGUAGAAUUACGUUUAGCAAUUAAUGCAACUGCACUACAGCUUCCUCUCUCUGGUGGUGGCCAGCUGUUAUGUUUAAGUUGGAUCGUCAAAACUUUAAAAAUCAGUUCCAUACUAAACACAGCAGAAAAAUAAACCACUUUCCUUGUUGGCGUUUUGUAAGAGAAGUCAGUUUGAAAUGUGCUGAAAAACCAAGCUUUCAUUUAGGCUUUAUUCCUGUUUUAUUAUUAGUGUUUCAGGGUUUUCAGAAGGGUUGUGUGAAAAUGUUACAAACAGGAUGCUUUUAGAUGGUCUCAUUCUGGAACAAAAUGAGAUUACCACUAACUGGAUUGAUAAGCUAAUGGCUAGUCACAGUAGAAUGAGAACAUUCAUAGUUUUAUACCACGAUUUCUGCUGUGUCUGACAUGGUGUCUUACAGGAGAUAUUCCUGCCCACAGGAAUAUGCUAUAUGUGCUCACAAAUUUAUUUUACAUAACAUUGAAUGAAAACUAAUGGCGGUCCAUCCAUCCAUCCAUUUUCAACCGCUUAUUCGGAGUCGGGUCACGGGGGCAACAGCCUAAGCUGAGACGCCCGGACUUCCCUCUCCUCAGCCACUUGGGCCAGCUCUUCCGGGGGAAUCCCAAGGCGUUCCAGAGAUUGGAGAGCCCGACACAAAGUCCCCAGCUUCUGCUUCCUCACUGGCUCCGUCUGACAGGAGGCUCCGCCAGACGUUCUCAGCAGGCCCUCACAAUACAUUUGGGCCUAAACUAAAGGCGGCCAUUUGCAUAAAUCGAAGGUAAUUGCCCUUCUGAGCCUGGCCGUUAGUUUAUCUAUCUGAUCAUACUCACUACUCACUUGACUAAGUGUGUUACCAGAUGUGUCUUGGUCAGCUGGGAGAAUCAACGAAAUGACUUUUAUAUCCAAAUUGAGGCCACUGACAGUGCUAACUCUGACCGUACAGCCAAAAUAAUAUUAUUGUUUAUUGCAGUUGUACAAAAACCCCAAAUUGUCCGAACUAUUGCUCCAACAUAUAUUCCUUAUUAUUAUUGUGACAGACAUUAGUGGCACAGAGCAUACAUGGGCACGGUUUAUAUAAAUAUACACAAAACAUUAAACAAAUGGGGAUGCAGUCCAGGAGUUUUGGGAGUUAGCUUGUCAGCUAGCUUCACAACUUCUCAUGUUCUCCCAAGCUAACACUCAAAUAUUAGCCGUGUUUAUCUGCUCGCUCUCGUUCGUGUUUCUGUUAAACGUAUUGAUAAAAUCGUUGGCUUAGACAGAAGCACACCUGUGGAUUUAAAGCUACAAAUAAUUCAAACUUUGUCAAAUAUUUCAAAUAGCUUCAUAUGUACAUUUGCUUGUCUGUCAGCUACACUAAAGCUGCAGAAAAGCUUAUUAAGACACCUUUAGCUUGUCCCCUAACUACACAGAAAUAUGUUUACCAGAGAACUACUGUAAAUAUUUGAUACUUACACUUAAUCACUGAACUGUUCUAAUAACCUGUUAAAGACUAAACGCUUAAAUCGGCAUGCACAUGACCUCUACUUGUUAGUUCGACGGACCUUGUUUUCAUCAUUUGACUCCAAGUUUGGACUUUAUAUUUAUUUGAACCCUUAAAUAGUAACAGCUGCUACCACCAAUAAGUGAAAACAUUACUGAUCAUUUACUUUUAAGUUAAGCCAAAUAGUUAAAGUAUAACACCUAACUGCAGCAGUUAUGCGGCUUUUAAGGAGUGAAAGUAAAUUUCCAAUAUGAAGAAUAGAGAAAGAUAUCUGUUUAAUGGCGGUCGGCACGCAGGAACAAUAGGGGGAAAAAUAAACAAUUCUGAUUUUAGCUGGAGAAAAUGAUUUACUCACAAAAGUGCUCUUAAUCUUUUUGGCUCAACAUUAGGAGGAAUUAUCUGAGCAAUCUUUUCUUCUUGUUGCAGUUAAAGUAUUAUUUCAUCUCUGAGCAGUUUUCUUCUGGUUUAGGUCGGCUUUGAUGAACUACCUCAUGCUGAAUUUCUGCCAGUUCUUGCAAAUAUUCUGUCGCCUGCAGAAUUAGCUAUCGAAGGUGUGUGAAUAACAGAUUCCAUUAUUUAUUUAUUUGAAAGUGUACUAUUUGUCAGAUUCAACAGACUUCUAGUUUUGUACAUUAUGUAUACUUUACCCUGAAAUAAGAGAAUUGUUAUGUAUUUCUAGUUCUCUUUAUUUUUUUCUUUUGUUAAUUUUUUUUUUUUUUUACCUAAAUGUGCAAUACCUUCAGCAAACUGCUAGUUUUACGUGAUGGGCUUAGCCUGUGUUAGCUGUCCUCUGAAGGUAAAAAAAAAAGUUUGGUACUGUCGAUCCAUGUUUUCCUUUUUUAUGAAUAAGAUCAAUUUUAAUUUCUGUGAUUUUUUUUAUAGUUAUGAUGUUACAUAUUCGGUCUUACCCUAAAAAAUUUCAGCCAGUUUAUUUCACUCACACUGGUCUGACUUUUUGUUAUUAUGGUAAUCUAAGGGUUAUUAGUAUGUUAAGAAACACAAACAAGUGAGUAAAUACCUACAAGGAGUCACGUUAUUUUAUGGUGCUGGUUUGUAAUAUUUGCUAGAGAUUUCAGCCAUGCUACUAGUUAGAAUUUCUGGAUCUGCACAUCAACUGCAACCAAUGAAAAUAAAGAAUAGGCACUUGGAAUUCAGUGCCACCUCUGAAAAAUGUACUGCACAUUAAAGAAAUACACUUUA